Messenger RNA from Acomys russatus (golden spiny mouse), 1601 nucleotides. RefSeq names its product TEA domain transcription factor 3 (gene Tead3). Gene Ontology annotation, cellular component: transcription regulator complex. The coding region runs from base 1 to 1590 and encodes 529 amino acids. Gene Ontology annotation, biological process: embryonic organ development; hippo signaling; positive regulation of transcription by RNA polymerase II. Lineage: Eukaryota; Metazoa; Chordata; Mammalia; Rodentia; Muridae. The transcript has 14 exons. Gene Ontology annotation, molecular function: DNA-binding transcription factor activity, RNA polymerase II-specific; RNA polymerase II cis-regulatory region sequence-specific DNA binding. The record is from RefSeq and is a predicted model, not a curated record.
AUGGAGAACGAGAAGUGGGCCCCCACCCCCCGCCCGGCUCCUCAACACAAACUUUCCGUCCCGCUCGCUCCCUCCUCCGCGCCCAGCACCUCCCGCUCCGGCCGGGCUCAUUCCGUACAUUCCGGCCAUCCCCCUGCCCACGACCCCCCUUCCCGGCCCCCCUCACUACUCCCUUGGGCCCAGCGGAGCGGCCCGGCGGAGCGCCCCCCGGAGCUCGGAGCAGGCACAGGCUAUCCAGGGGGCUCAGGCCCAGAGCCCAGAGCAACCAGCACAAUAGCGGCCAACAGCUGGACCAACAACAGCAGUCCCGGGGAGGCCCGGGAAGAUGGGUCCGAAGGCCUGGACAAGGGGUUGGACAACGAUGCCGAGGGAGUGUGGAGCCCGGACAUCGAACAGAGCUUCCAGGAGGCCCUGGCCAUCUACCCGCCCUGCGGCCGGCGCAAGAUCAUCCUGUCAGAUGAGGGAAAGAUGUACGGUCGAAAUGAGCUGAUUGCCCGCUACAUCAAGUUGAGGACUGGAAAGACCAGGACGAGAAAGCAGGUGUCCAGCCACAUACAGGUUCUAGCUCGGAAGAAGGUUCGGGAAUACCAGGUUGGCAUCAAGGCCAUGAACCUGGACCAGGUCUCCAAGGACAAAGCUCUCCAGAGCAUGGCGUCCAUGUCAUCUGCACAGAUCGUCUCCGCCAGCGUCCUGCAGAACAAGUUCAGCCCACCCUCCCCUCUGCCCCAGGCUGUCUUCCCCACCUCCUCAAGGUUCUGGGGCAGCCCCUCUCUGCUAGGACAACAGCCUGGACCUUCUCAGGACAUCAAGCCCUUUGUACAGCCUGCCUACCCCAUCCAGCCUCCCCUGCCUCCAACACUCAACAGUUAUGAGUCCCUGGCCCCGCUGCCCCCAGCCACUGCCUCCACUGCCUCUGUGCCUGCGUGGCAGGACCGCACCAUCGCCUCCUCCCGACUACGCCUCCUGGAGUAUUCUGCCUUCAUGGAGGUGCAACGGGACCCCGACACGUACAGCAAACACCUGUUUGUGCACAUCGGCCAGACGAACCCUGCCUUCUCAGACCCGCCCCUGGAGGCGGUGGACGUACGCCAGAUCUACGACAAGUUCCCCGAGAAGAAGGGGGGGCUGAAGGAACUCUACGAGAAGGGGCCCCCGAACGCCUUCUUCCUUGUCAAGUUCUGGGCUGACCUCAACAGCACAGUUCAGGAAGGCCCGGGGGCCUUCUACGGGGUCAGCUCGCAGUACAGCUCGGCGGACAGCAUGACCAUCAGCGUCUCCACCAAGGUGUGCUCCUUCGGCAAGCAGGUGGUAGAGAAAGUGGAGACAGAGUAUGCCCGCCUGGAGAACGGCCGUUUCGUGUACCGCAUCCACCGCUCACCCAUGUGCGAAUACAUGAUUAACUUCAUCCACAAGCUCAAGCACCUGCCGGAGAAGUACAUGAUGAACAGCGUGUUGGAGAACUUCACCAUCCUGCAGGUCGUCACAAGUCGGGACUCCCAGGAGACUCUGCUUGUCAUUGCUUUCGUCUUCGAAGUCUCCACCAGCGAGCAUGGGGCACAGCACCAUGUCUACAAGCUCGUCAGAGACUAGUGCGCCCCUGA